This is a messenger RNA of Stylophora pistillata, 1676 nucleotides long. Its product is annotated as transcription factor Sox-7. Gene Ontology annotation, molecular function: RNA polymerase II cis-regulatory region sequence-specific DNA binding; DNA-binding transcription activator activity, RNA polymerase II-specific. The record is from RefSeq and is a predicted model, not a curated record. NCBI's taxonomy places the organism in Eukaryota, Metazoa, Cnidaria, Anthozoa, Scleractinia, Pocilloporidae. Gene Ontology annotation, cellular component: nucleus. Gene Ontology annotation, biological process: cell differentiation; positive regulation of transcription by RNA polymerase II.
UUCAACUCGCUUGUCACAUCUAUCACACGUGUUCUUGCAUAUCAGAGACAUCAUAGCAGCAGGGAGCUUGGCAAGCGAAUUUUUUUGAAGUCAGAAGAAAAUUCUUCCGCGGUAACCUCGUCACGACCAUAAAACAGAUCAGAACUCGAAGAGAUGCGUGGCGACGACAGAAUGCUGCUCUCCGAUCGAAGAACGGUACGAAACAAGAGAAUUCCGGCACCUCUACCUCAGAUUUUAAACCCCUUGGGGUUUGACAAUCCGAUCGGUGUAUGUCACCCUCAACUGGCGCGGCAUAACCAGAAUUAUGCAAAAUUGCUGGGGUCGAUGGACCAAGGAGCUGUCGCGAAGAAAGACCCAGUUAUGGAAAACGACUCCGACAGAAUCAAGCGUCCUAUGAACGCUUUCAUGGUUUGGGCUCAAGUGGAGAGAAGACGACUGGCGGAUGCAAACCCAGAGCUGCACAAUGCCGAGCUCAGUAAAAUUCUAGGACAAGCUUGGAGAUCGCUGAACGGAUCGCAGAAACGACCUUAUGUAGAAGAGGCCGAGCGUUUACGGCAACAGCAUAUUAAGGAUCAUCCUGACUACAAAUAUCGGCCCAGGCGAAGAAAACACCCCAAGAGAGUUUGCAAGAAAAUGACAUCUUCUACACCCCCGAAUUGCGCACUAAUACGCAAUCCUAAAGAAACGAAAGCCCAUGUCUCGCACUCUACUCCAGGUGCGGAGUGCGGACAACUCGCGGUAAACGCUUCAGAAGAAAAUUUAAUGAACUUUGGGCAGCCGUCUGCACCAAUUCCGUUUGCAAAUGGAGAUUUAAGGCUGACACAUCUCGGCGGCCCUUCUACCUUGCCAAAUUUGUCCGAGAUAAGCCUUCCCACACCAGAGGCGAGUCCCGGAUCUAACGACUUUGGUAGUGAGUUUAACUACCCAACUUGCUGGCAAGACCUACAAAGUGCUCUCACCAGUGUGCAGUUGAAAUCACAGCCCACCUCUCCACCGCCAUAUGUCGGUGUCUCUUCUUCAAAUUCAGCACCUGUGAGUCCAAUUUACCUCACAAACGAAGGUUUACAGGUACCGAGUUCUUUGCCGAUAAUGCCUGGUAGCGCAAACACUCAACUUCAACCCAAUGACACCAGUGCAAAUCAGAUCUUCUACUUCGCUCAACAUAUCACGGAGCUGUUACCCGAAGGAGACUUCAACAGGGAGGAAUUCGAUCAGUACCUAGACGGUACAGAAACAGCAAAUAUUAUGUGUGAUAUGGCCUGGUGAGGGAACACUAUCGACUCAGAAAUCUAUGCAGACUUUUGAAUGUAAAAAUUCCAUUACGCAAGGACUUGGUGCCGAAAUGUUUUUGUAAAUAUCUUUAGGGUGAUAGCUUUUCAGCCGUCACGUUCGAUGCCAGUGAACACUUUAUUUUAUCAUUUCGGUAUUGUUUUGUCUUACUUUCGAGCGCAAUGCGUAGAUAUGGAAUUAUUUUUCAAUGUACAGUUUACAUAAGGGGUCAAAUACAAGUGAUUUACGCAGUUGAAGACUGAAAAGCCCACAAGGGGCCGAUCGAGGUACAAAGUACGUCUCCUAGGUUCUUGAAUUUAUACGCGAUACAUGCAAUCUACCGUAGUUUAUAUUUGGAUGUACAAUUUCGGGUUGCUUUUAAAAUAAAGAUUUGCUAAUGAGCUUUA